Molecule: messenger RNA, 1394 nt
Organism: Helianthus annuus (common sunflower)
Lineage: Eukaryota; Viridiplantae; Streptophyta; Magnoliopsida; Asterales; Asteraceae
Product: heat shock 70 kDa protein
Exons: 1
Coding region: 163-1197 (344 amino acids)
Biological process (GO): protein refolding; cellular response to unfolded protein
Cellular component (GO): cytoplasm
Molecular function (GO): ATP hydrolysis activity; ATP-dependent protein folding chaperone; misfolded protein binding
Source: RefSeq, a predicted model, not a curated record
AUUAGUGGUAACGCGCGGUCCUUAAGGCGGUUGAGGACCGCGUGUGAGCGUGCGAAGAGGGCGUUGUCCUCUUCGACGCAAACCAUUAUAGAAGUCGAUUCUUUAUUCGAAGGAAUCGACUUCCAUGCGACAAUUACUCGAGCGAGAUUCGAGGAAUUGUGCAUGGAUUUGUUUAGAAAAUGUAUGGAUCCGGUGGAGAAAUGCUUGAAAGAUGCGAAAAUGGAUAAGGGUUCGAUUCACGAGGUGGUCCUUGUUGGCGGUUCGACACGAAUCCCGAAAGUUCUGCAGCUUUUAACUGAUUUCUUUAACGGGAAAGAGCUUUGCAAGAGUAUAAAUCCUGACGAGGCGGUCGCGUACGGCGCGGCCGUCCAGGCCGCGAUUUUAACGGGCGAAGGAGAUGAGAAGGUUCAAGACCUUCUCCUCCUCGAUGUCGCACCGUUAAGUCUCGGUCUGGAGACUGCUGGCGGUGUGAUGACCGUUUUAAUCCCGCGAAACACCACAAUUCCGACGAAAAAAGAGCAAAUUUUCUCGACUUAUUCGGACAAUCAACCGGGAGUUUUGAUCCAAGUUUACGAAGGCGAACGCGCGCAAACGAAAGAUAACAACCUCCUUGGCAAAUUCGAGCUAACCGGAAUCCCUCCGGCCCCGAGAGGUGUACCUCAGAUCAAUGUAACAUUCGAUAUCGACGCGAAUGGGAUCUUAAACGUGUCCGCGGAAGAUAAAACCGCGGGGGUUAAAAACAAAAUCACGAUAACGAACGACAAGGGGAGAUUAAGCAAAGACGAGAUCGAGCGAAUGGUGCAAGAAGCCGAGCGAUACAAGGCGGAGGACGAGGAGGUGAAGAAGAAGGUGGAAGCGAGGAACGCGCUAGAGAAUUACGCGUACAACAUGAGGAACACGGUGAAGGAUGAGAAGUUCGCGGCUAAGUUAUCCGCGGACGAUAAAGGGACAAUCGAAAAGGCGGUGGCCGACGGGUUGGAGUGGCUAGAGAAGAAUCAACUGGCGGAAGUGGAUGAAUUGGAGGAUAAGUUGAAGGAAUUAGAAGGUGUGUGCAACCCCAUUAUAGCUAAGAUGUAUCAAGAUGGUGGUGCUGGUGCGGGUGCUGGUGAUGUUCCGAUGGGUGACGGUGGCACUAGCAGUGGCACUAGCAGUGGCGGUGGCGGUGGCGCGGGGCCGAAGAUUGAGGAGGUUGAUUAAGUAUGGUGGUGUUACAUGUACAGUUUGAACUUUGAAGUUGUUGUGUUUAAUAGUUUUAGUUGGUAAUAUUCUGUUUUGUGUGUACUAAUGUUGUUGUUGGAUAUUAAAUAAGCAACAAGUGUUUUCUGUUAAAGCAAUGUUAUGUGUAUACAUUAUAAGUUUUCAAAAGAAUAAGUUAACAAAAGAAGUUGAAAUUA